Frankliniella occidentalis (western flower thrips) is the source of this 4117-nucleotide messenger RNA. It is a transcript of the gene aft, whose product is annotated as cap-specific mRNA (nucleoside-2'-O-)-methyltransferase 2. Gene Ontology annotation, biological process: 7-methylguanosine mRNA capping. The transcript is spliced from 7 exons. NCBI's taxonomy places the organism in Eukaryota, Metazoa, Arthropoda, Insecta, Thysanoptera, Thripidae. The record is from RefSeq and is a predicted model, not a curated record. Gene Ontology annotation, molecular function: methyltransferase cap1 activity. Gene Ontology annotation, cellular component: cytoplasm; nucleus. Bases 164 to 3670 code for a protein of 1168 amino acids.
GCAGUUCAGUGUUGAGUGUUGUGUUGCGUUGAGUGGUCCUGUGGUCCAGCGUGUUCUCCCGGCGAGCCAGAUUGCAUGCUUUGUCUCAAGCCGUCGAGCUAAUUUGAAAUUGGGUGGUUGAUUUUGUCAAGCGACUUUGGUGUGGAUUUUGGUCGGAGGAACCAUGGGGGGGCCCGAACCUUCAACAAGUAAUUUCAAUUGGAGUCAACCUCGUACCUCUAAACCGCUAAGAGAUUUUCGACCACCUCUAAGAACAGAUCCAAGGAACAUCACUGCGAAUAUCCGUCAACUGACUCUUGAAGACAGCUGUCAACGUCCUGCAGCCUUUGUCCACACAGGACAUAGGUCUUCAACUAGGAGAAAUGGCACCAACUAUAGAAGCACAGCUGGCACAUCUGCGCCUUUAACAUCGAUUGAAACGAGGGCUCAGCACAGACUAGAUCAGAAGAGAGAGAAAAUUGCUGAGAGCUUGCCCUCUAAAUAUAAUUUCCGAAUCAUAUCACCACCAAGUGUGGAUAGUCACCAGCCUGAUACUACAGCUUCUUUUGCCCCAGCUUCUUUCACUUCUGAUUUUCCCUCUUCUUUGAAUAGGAAUAAAUCUAGAAUUUCUGAACAGAAGAGAGUUACAUUUUCUGAUAAUCUUCCUCAAAGAUAUGAUUCUCCUAUCAUUGAGGAUGGUUAUAGUAUUUCUAGUAAAUCUAAUUUAAAUUUUAAAUCAAGUAGUUCUGCAUCAUCCAUACCUUGCGCUGAAGAACCAUGUUGUCUGCCCCUUCAGGAGAAGCACUCAUAUGAGAUUUGUGGAAAUGAAUUGAAGAGCUGUGAAGAACAGUUGAAGCAUGCAGUGCAGACCAAUUAUGUGAGAAACAAUUUUAAAGGUAGUCAAAAUUACUGGAAAUUCCGCACACAUGCAUCAAGGCAUCAAGAACAGGAUCAGGAUCGAGACUCAGGUGUGGAUUCACCUCUGUGUAGCACCCCGCUGCCCUCACUUGAUACAUCAGUCUGCAGCGACAGUGAUGAGCAAGAAUCAAUUCCUUCCUCAGUUGACAUGGCCAAGAAAAAUAAUUCCAGUGUUGAAAGCUUUGAUCGUCACUCAGAAAGUGAUGUUUCUUUUGAUCAAUCAUCAAUUCUCACAAUUGAUGAUGAAAUUAUCUGCUUGAAUCCCGGACAACCUGUUCCUCAACCAAUUCCUUUAAUUGCUGUCCCUGAACACUUGCGCAGAUUAAACCAUACCAUGUCUGAAUCAAUUCUAUCUGAUAGCUCCUCUGGUGUGAGCUCACUCAGCCACAGUCAGAGAACAGAUGACUCACUUUCCCUGAGUAGCCAAAGUAGCUGUUUGUCUCCUGUUCCCAAAUUAGGUAAUUCAAGUGAAGCCCUUGAUAGUUCAGAAUCUUCAGAAAAGAUUGUAGAAAGCUGGAAAGCAUCCUUCUCUGCAUCUUCUUUAAAGUAUCCGGUGAAGUCAAGUUGCAAUUUUGCUCAGAAAGAGAGUGCAGCUUCAGUAAGUCCUAGCUACAAGUGGGAGGACAGUACUAAUAUGUCUGCAAUGGGACUUCCUACAUCUUUUGGUACUCCAAACAACAUGAAGCGCAAGGCAGUUGAUUCACCAAGGGCAGAUGCCAGUUUUGAAGAAAUGACAAAUAUGUACUACUCAAAACGUUAUAAGUUUCAGUCUGCCGACUGGAAGCUACCAGAUCCAGAUGUGCUGUUUUCAUCAGACGUGUGGAAAUUAGAUGAUUUUAUCUCACUGAAGCAGAGUCUAAAUGCUGUUAAAGAUGAGCUAAAUGAUUUUCCCCUUCAGGACUGGCAUUCACAUACAAGACGUCGCAACAAGGCCGGGAAUGUCAUUUGGCAGUUGCGGAAAAAAAUUGAUCCUGAACUUCCAACCCAAGCUUGGUGCAAAUUUUAUGAGAAUGCGUCCGCUUUUCCCCUGGUCCCUCAAAAGGCUGUUGAUCAGAAGUGUCUCAACUCAAUUCACUUGUGUGAGGCACCUGGAGCUUUCAUCACAUCAUUGAAUCAUUUCCUUCAUGUGAAUUAUGGCAAUGAUUUCAAGUUUGACUGGAGAGCUGUCACAUUAAAUCCAUACUAUGAAGGUAAUCCUCUCUCCUGUAUGAUCAAUGAUGACCGUCUAAUACUGAAAACUUUAGAUAAGUGGCUUUUUGGAAAAGACAACACAGGAGACUUGAUGAACAAGGAGAAUCUUCUGGAUAUCAUUGAAAAGUCCUCUGAGCUGGAAGAAAUUCUUCUCGUCACUGCGGAUGGAAGUAUUGACUGCCAAAACAAUCCGGCAGAACAGGAAGACAUUGUUUCGUGGCUUCAUAGCUGUGAAACUAUUGCAGCCUUGCACAUGCUUGCUCCAGGAGGUAGCUUCCUCAUAAAAAUGUUCACUUUCUAUGAACAGUCUUCUAUAUGUCUGUUAUACUUACUUAAUUGCAUGUUCAAAAAUGUAACAGUAAACAAACCUGUUACAAGUAAGGAAGGAAAUUCAGAAGUGUAUGUUGUUUGCUGUGGAUACAAAGGCUUGUCUACAGCUAAGCCUUGGUUAGAUGUCUUGUUGAAUAACUAUGGCCCGAAGGCCCCAACAAAGGCUUUGUUUCCCUUGGAAGACUUGCCAAACAGUUUUCUGGAUGAAGUUUAUAAUUGUGCUGACUUUUUCCGCAAACUUCAGACUGAUGUGAUUGAAGAAAAUAUCAGAUCCUAUCGGUUUCCCCAAAAAAGGGAUAAUUAUGUUACUGCUACUAUGAGGCACAGGAUAGCUGACAACUUUUUUUCUAGGCAUAAAGUACGGAAAUUAAGUAGAGACUUAUAUUUGGUUGACAAACGACAGCUGAGAGAUGUUGCCACACCAAACAUUGAUCCAAAGACCGAGGAAGGAUCCUUUAACGACAGAAAGAAACGCAUGACACUAAGCCCACAAGAAGAACUGAAGUGUCUGGAUGAUGACCUCCUACACUUGAAUGUUGCUUGGCCUGGAGAUUAUGAUGUGUUUUGGAUAGAUUUUCCACAAAACCCUCAUGGGUUCAAGAUUGUCAGAGGUAAACCUAUUUCGAAGGUCAAUAGCUCCAAGUUCUGUUUAGGAGGGCUUUUGAAAAUUCGUAACAGAGUCAGAGAAAUUGCUUACGAGUUUAAAGGAACAAUUUCACCCUGUUCAUCUCAAUGUGAUGACAGAGAAAUCCCGUGGCCGGAUGAACCAGAAGAACAGGCCAAAAGAAAAGUUUUCACUCUGGAUUUUAAGAAUGAACUGUGGGCAUCUCUUGAAGACGGGAGCAAUGCUAUUAAUGAAAAAAAUGCAUGCAGAAAAAUUCUUUCAGCUGUUGAGAAUGAGAUUUUUCGUGAUGACUGCCUGGAAUUGAGAGGGUAUCCUCUCCUGACCCAGUUCAAUGUAGGGCUUGUAUAUCUUCUUGGUCAUCUGUUUGAGAAGGUGGGCUUUGUGAAGCCUUUGGGCCAGGACAUCAGAGUUCUAUUUUACAAAUACAGAAAGUUCAAUCCUGAAAUGAAACAUCACUGGGAUGAAGUUGUCUCUGUUAUGGACCAUGAGAGCGAAGUUGUCUUAUCAGUUGUCCAAAUUUCUGAACUUUCGGAUGGUGACUUCUACAAAUAUGUUACUGAGAUAAACAACUUGUGUGUUGUUGAGCAGAUCAAAGAUCUCUUGAAAACAAUGGCUACAGAUGAGUAAUGUCCGUUCCUCUAAACUAGCUACUGUGAUACUAUUUUAAAAUACAGUUGUACAUUGUCCUAUGUGACUACUGCCUAGAGCAGACACAUCAGGUUAAUAACUGAUUGCUUUUCCCUAUUUUCUUAGCGUACUUUUUUUUAUAAAUGAAACUCCCUUAUUCAAUUUAUAGUAUUCUGCAUGAAAGUUGCUAUGCAACAGUUAAUUAAAUAUAGAUUAUAAUUAAGCAUGUUAUAAGAUACUUGCCUGCUUUUAAAAAUGAUUUACCAAUUAUUAAUAUUGUUUCCUUCAGUAUUUUUUUUUUCUUGAUUUGAAACUUGCUUGACAUUUUAUAUUUUUCACACCAUACUGAAAUGUCAAUUCCUCUUGUGUGUUGUAUUGACAUCUUCAAUUACCCAAUUUGUUUCGAAUGUCUAGUUCUUCAUUAAACUAGUCCUGUCAGCAUUCUGA